Trachymyrmex cornetzi is the source of this 1336-nucleotide messenger RNA. RefSeq names its product programmed cell death 5 (gene PDCD-5). The record is from RefSeq and is a predicted model, not a curated record. The coding region runs from base 180 to 569 and encodes 129 amino acids. The transcript has 4 exons. NCBI's taxonomy places the organism in Eukaryota, Metazoa, Arthropoda, Insecta, Hymenoptera, Formicidae. Gene Ontology annotation, molecular function: DNA binding. Gene Ontology annotation, cellular component: cytosol; nucleus.
UCAAAGCAUUUGUAGCGAGACUUUGAUCGCAGCCAGUGUGUAGUGAAAAUAGAGGAUUGGGUUUGAUUUAUAUCUAGAUCAUUCAGAAUUCAGAUAGAUUUACAUAUCGAUAUAAUACGAUAAAGUAAAAUUCGCGAUAAAAUCUUGAGAAAGUUUUGAAAAGAUACGAAAACAUAAAUAUGUCAGAUCCGGAACUUGAAGCGUUACGACAGCAACGUCUGGCUCAAUUGCAAGCUCAAUAUAAGGGUAACAAUGCCAACGAUAAACAAGCGAUGGAAGAGAGAAUGCAACAAAUGGAAGAAAUGAAGCAUGCUAUAUUGACCCAAGUGUUGGAUCAGUCAGCUAGAGCAAGAUUGAAUACACUUUGCCUUGGAAAGCCUGAGAAGGGCAAAAUGGUGGAAGAAAUGCUUCUGAACAUGGCACAACGUGGACAGCUACCUGGCAAACUUGGAGAGAAAGAACUAAUCAAUUUACUUGAAAAUGUGAAUCAACAAACGCAAAAGAAGACAACAGUCAAAUUUGACAGGAGAAGAGCAGCUAUGGAUUUUGACGAUGAUAUGGACUUGUAGCAAUUGUAUAAAUUUUACACAUCCAAAAUUGAUUAAAUUAGAGAUGUUCAUGAUUUAUAUGUGCAGUAAGUUACAGAAAUUACAAUAUUCACCACUUUUUGCUUAGUAAUAUUAUUUUUAUGCUGUACUAAAAUAAAAAAAGUUACUAUCACUUGAAUUUUGAUAGUAGGACAAGAGAGAGAGUUGAUUAACAUUACCAUUCACUUUGUUAUUAAAUAUAUCGCAUAUAUAUCUGGAAAUUAUCAUUCGCCUUAUAAUCUUCCAUUUUUCCAACUUUCCAGAAUCAACCAUUUCCAUACGGAACCACAUGUCAUUUCGCUAUGAUAGUAGUAAUAAUAAUAAUAUAUCUUGAGAAAUAUUUACUUUUUAGAUCUCUUUUUCUUUAUACAUGUAAAUACAUUCAGCAAACAUACAAUUAUUUUUCAUUCUAAAAAAAAAUCACAAUCACUCUUCCAGUACACAAUGCAACAAACAACAGUUUCGCACAACUUGCAUAAUGCUAAAUAUUAUCAUUAUUUUAUCCAUACAUAUACAAAAACCAAUGUUUAGUUUGAUGUUUAAAUACGAUUUUACAAAUCAUGUGAACAAUCGUGUUUAAUAUACAAAUUUUUGAUAUAUAUUACAUUCUCUUUUUGUUAAAGCUGUGUUAAAAGACAAAUUUUUCUCAAUGUGUACAUCUUCGCUUAACUAGGUAGAUCGUAUUGUCUCGAGGGAUGUAUAUAAUUUUUGUUAUAUAUAUAUAUGGGGCAUUCUUUCUCAAAUCAGCC